AGUAUUUGAAAUUUCGCGCCAAAAUUUUAAAUCCACAUUUCGAAAUUUGGACCAUCGUUCCAUGUUUGUUUCAAUUUCAACAAAAUGUCGGUGCUAAAGUGGUAUUGACAAAUUCAAAAGCUGUUUAUCUACAUGUAUUUUGGCAUUAAUUGAGAAAAAGAUUAUUAUUUUGACUUGUGAAUUUGAAAAAAGGCGGCUGUUAACAAAUUUUCGGUGAAAAAAGGAAUUUUUAAUUUUACAAGAAACGAAAGAAAGGCGGUGAGAAUUUUUUUUCAUUUUACUUCUGAAGGGUGGAACAGUUCUUUCAUCAAUGAAAGUCUUUUUGACAUGUCUUACACUGAACUGGAACAUGGCUAUCAGGGUCUUCGGAGCGCAAAUCGACCAAUAUUCUACGUAGGAGAGGGUAAUACAGUUCCUACCCUUGUAGAUCAAUCAGCUUCUAUUUUUCUAGGAUCCACUCGGGGCGAGCUGUCGGACGGGUGUGCCAGUGAAGAUGGUUGCCUUCAGGGCGAUCUUGAGGGGGAGGGGAAGCAAGUUUUGGUGGGAAUAUGUGCUAUGGCCAAAAAAUCACAAAGUAAACCAAUGAAGGAAAUUUUAACUCGUCUCGAGGAAUUUGAAUAUAUUAAAAUUGUUGUUUUCGCUGAAGAUGUGAUUUUAAAGGAACCUGUUGAAAAUUGGCCUAUUGUUGACUGUUUAAUAAGCUUUCACAGCAAAGGCUUCCCUCUUGAGAAAGCUAUUAGUUACGCUAAUCUUAGAAAUCCAUUUAAUAUAAAUAAUCUGCCAAUGCAAUAUGAUAUUCAGGAUCGCAGAAGGGUUUAUGCCAUUUUGGAAAGUGAAGGCAUCGAAAUACCUCGAUAUGCAGUUCUCGAUAGAGAUUCACCUGAUCCAAAACAUCAUGAAUUAGUUGAAUCGGAAGAUCAUGUGGAAGUUAAUGGAGUUACUUUCAAUAAACCAUUUGUAGAGAAACCAGUGUCUGCCGAAGAUCACAACAUUUAUAUUUAUUAUCCAACUUCGGCUGGAGGAGGAAGUCAAAGGUUAUUUAGAAAGAUAGGAAGUCGUAGUAGUGUAUAUUCGUUAGAAUCUCGAGUUCGCAAGACUGGAUCGUACAUUUAUGAGGAUUUUAUGCCCACCGAUGGUACUGAUGUUAAAGUUUAUACAGUUGGGCCAGAUUAUGCACAUGCUGAGGCUAGAAAAAGUCCAGCUCUCGAUGGAAAAGUCGAAAGAGAUUCCGAGGGCAAAGAAAUUCGUUAUCCCGUAAUUUUGAGUAAUGUAGAAAAACUCAUUAGCCGAAAAGUUUGCUUGGCUUUUAAGCAAACUGUCUGUGGAUUUGAUCUUCUUAGAGCUAAUGGAAAGUCAUUUGUUUGUGACGUGAAUGGAUUCAGUUUUGUAAAAAAUUCAAAUAAAUAUUACGACGAUUGUGCAAAAAUUUUAGGGAAUAUGAUUCUUCGGGAACUUGCGCCUACAUUACACAUUCCUUGGAGUGUUCCCUUUCAAUUGGACGAUCCACCAAUUGUUCCAACUACCUUUGGAAAAAUGAUGGAAUUGCGUUGUGUAGUGGCGGUUAUUAGACAUGGCGAUAGAACACCAAAGCAAAAAAUGAAAGUUGAAGUUCGACAUCCAAAGUUUUUUGAAAUAUUUGCCAAGUACGAUGGUUAUAAACAUGGACACGUGAAGCUAAAACGGCCUAAGCAACUUCAAGAAAUUUUGGACACAGCACGUAGUUUAUUGGCGGAAAUACAACAUCGAGCCGCAAGCCCUGAACUUGAGGAAAAACAGGGGAAACUUGAACAAUUAAAGAACGUAUUAGAAAUGUAUGGUCAUUUUUCAGGGAUUAAUCGUAAGGUGCAAAUGAAGUAUCAACCACGAGGAAGACCGAGGGGUAGUUCCUCGGAUGAUGGUAGUGGUAUAAUUCGAAAUCGACUUGGAGAACCGUCUUUAGUUUUAAUUUUAAAAUGGGGAGGCGAAUUAACGCCAGCUGGUAGAAUUCAAGCUGAGGAAUUGGGUCGAAUAUUUCGUUGCAUGUAUCCUGGCGGUCAAGGUAGACACCUUAGUGAGGAUGACACUGAGAUGUUACCAAAUCACGGUGAAUAUGCUGGAGCACAGGGACUUGGUCUUUUGAGAUUACAUUCAACAUUCCGACACGAUUUAAAAAUUUAUGCUAGUGAUGAGGGUAGAGUUCAAAUGACUGCAGCAGCUUUUGCUAAAGGAUUACUCGCUCUAGAAGGAGAACUUACUCCAAUUUUGGUACAAAUGGUGAAAAGUGCAAACACCAAUGGCUUAUUGGACAAUGAUUGCGAUAGUAGUAAAUACCAGAAUAUGGUGAAAACACGUUUGCAUGAAUUAUUGCAACAAGAUAAAGAAUUCACGCGUGAAGAUAGAGAGGAAAUAAAUCCCAGUAAUGCUCUCAGUAUUAAUGCAGCAUUGGAUUUUGUGAAAAAUCCUGUAAAAUGUUGUCAACAUGUUCAAACCCUAAUUCAAAAGCUAAUGGAUAUUGUUAGAAUUAAAAAGGAUGAUCCUAAAACAAAAGAUGCUAUUCUUUAUCAUGGCGAAACAUGGGAAUUGAUGGGUCGACGUUGGGGAAAAAUUGAGAAAGAUUUUUGUACAAAGCACAAGCGAUUUGAUAUUUCGAAAAUUCCAGACAUUUACGAUUGUAUUAAAUACGAUUUGCAGCAUAAUAAUCAUACUUUGCAGUUUGAUCAAGCCGAGGAAUUGUAUAUUUAUGCUAAAUAUCUCGCUGAUAUUGUCAUACCUCAGGAAUAUGGAUUGACAGUGCAAGAGAAACUCACCAUCGGACAAGGAAUUUGUACGCCACUUUUAAAAAAAAUUAGAGCUGAUCUUCAACGAAAUAUCGAAGAAUCUGGCGAAGAAUCUGUUAAUAGACUCAAUCCAAGAUAUUCUCAUGGAGUCUCAAGUCCAGGACGACAUGUGAGAACAAGACUCUAUUUUACCAGCGAAAGUCACGUUCAUUCUUUACUAACAGUUUUACGUUACGGAGGUUUACUUGAUGUGGUAAAAGACGAACAAUGGAGGCGAGCAAUGGAAUACGUUAGCAUGGUUUCAGAAUUAAAUUACAUGUCACAAAUUGUCGUAAUGCUUUAUGAGGAUCCAACCAAGGAUCCAUGUAGCGAAGAACGAUUUCAUGUUGAAUUACAUUUUAGUCCGGGAGUUAAUUGUUGUGUACAAAAAAAUCUCCCUCCUGGUCCAGGAUUUAGGCCCCAUUCACGCAAUGAAAGUAGCCACAAUCUUGUAAGAAAACUGAAAUUGGGUGAAACAAGUUCGAAUCAGGAUAAUGCAUCGCAAUGCAGUACUCGAAUUGAAGAAGAAGAUUCUGAAUUGGGAGUUUUGGAAGAUGAUUCAGCAAAUAAUGAACAUCAUUGUAAUAUUACACCGCCAUUGAUGGAAAUCGAUUCUGUUGAUUCCAAUUUGGAUAGUCCAACAACAACAAGUAGAAAUAUCGAUAUGAUGGAUUUGGAUGCCGCUUUAAUGGAUGAACCAUAUGACAGUGGCUUUUUGCAAAGUUCUGCGCCAAUUCCAAUCAGCGCUCGAACAGUUGCGGGUCAUGAAGCGGCGAGAUUGGGUAGUCAAUUGGCAGCUAGUCAGAGACAAAGAAGAGAAAGAGAAGCGGGUGUUAUUUGUGAACCACGAGCUCGUAGUUAUGAUCAUCAACGACAGGAGAAACCUGAAAAAACUGCGGACAAGCUGCAGUAUCAGAGCUUGGACGCGGUCAACAAAGAAGCUGAAACAUCCUGUAGUCUGAAUGUGCCAAAAUGUCUCGGAAAGCCAGUGUGUCUUGCACACUCUGUCAGCUCCCCUGAUUUGCCUAUCCCAAUUCUAGAGAUGCCUAAUGAUCCACCAAGUCCAAUUAUCACUUUGCAUAGCACUCCUCUAGCUUCACCCAAUACCAACAUAUCUUCAGCUGAUGAUAUUUACGAAUCUAUUAUUCUUAAUGACACCUAUGAUCUCACAGCACAAUAUUUACUGCCCAAGAAAUAUGGUCGAUCACACUCGGAAAUGAUUCUACCAAACAUUGAAGUCAGUGCAAGGCGCCACCGUCACAGUAUCUCUGGACAGAUGAGUUAUUUCAAGCUGUUGGGUUACAACGUUAGUAAGAAACUCACUGGAUCAGCCAACAGUCUAUUCAGCACUGCUGUUAUUAGCGGUUCAUCAAGCGCUCCUAAUCUCAAGGAUAUGAUACCAGCACAUGCCUCUGCGGUUGCCGCUAUAGAAGGAUUCGGUGGAGUGCCACCAAUCAGAUCACUGGAAACUUUACACAAUGCCUUGUCAUUACGACAGUUGGAUGGAUUUUUGGAAAUAAUGACAAGUGCACCAUUAUUUCGUACUCCAGCAUCGUCACCACCAAAAAUUCCAUCCCCCGGUGGAUCUAUUAAUCAAUCGAUGGUUCCGCAUCUCAACAUUCGAGAUAUCAAUCGCGAGUACCGCUCUUCCGACUCGGAAGCUGUCAGGUACCGUAAGAUAUUUAAACAAAUUAAUCAAUACAUAACACCAUCGCCUCUACAAUAUAAGCCAGAAACUGAUAACGAUACUAUUGAUAUCAGAAGUCAGAUCUCGCCAACGAGUCCAAACAGCGCUGGUUGGAGUAGUGAACCGCCAUCAUUUUUAUCCUCUGAACCUUCGUCUCCAGCUCCAACAUCCGCUGGAGAGAGCAGCAUGUCAAUUAGCUUAAUCAGCAUCGAUGGAACUCAACCACAAAAUCCUGGUUCAAAAUUCACAACACCUCGUCUUGACCUUGAUUUUCAUGAUUUUUGUGUAACUAUCGAUAAGGAUAAUCGUGAAAGUAGAGGCAGUGUCUCUUACACUGAUUAUUAUAGUAAUGAAGACGGACAAAUACGAAGAAGUGGAAACGGAAGUACUUUUCCACAUAUACAAGCGCCAGUUUGCAAUGAUGAUUUAACAGAUAACAACGAAGUUUUAGACGACGAAGAAGAUUAUACAUUAACUUUAAGGCAGAGCGAAGAACAAAAGAAAUCAGACCUAAAAUCGAUUUUUGAACAAAAAGAUAAUCCCAACAGUAAAUCGAGUAAUUUCAAAAGAAUCGGAAGAUUUCGAGUUGAAAGUAUGGAAAUAACAGAUGAAGACGUGAGAAUAAAAGAAUCGUGUUCACUAAGUUCAAGUUAUACAUUCGAUAAAAAUAAAAUGAAUUUCCUCCAACGAUCAGAAUCAGAGAUUUGUGAUAAAAAUACAACAUCCGAUUUAAAGAAAGAUACAUCAUUUUUGAAGAGUUUUAGAAAUAUUGGCAAUUCUUCUGCUGCAUCGUCAUCAACAAAAAAGAAGCAAUUCUUACGUUCACAAAGUGUUUCAAAUCCAAAAAUUGUAAGUUCCAAAGAUGCGCCAUCGCGUCUCACUCAACAGAGUUCAUUUUCAACAAUGACGAGUGACGAUUUGCAAAAUUGGAAAUCAUCUUCCAAAAAAGAAUUAUCUUCCCCAAUUUCUUCCUCGAACGAGCAAAAGGAACAAACAUCACCAGUUUUAACAUUAGCUGGCAGUUUGAAGGACAAUUCCAAUAUAACAGUAGGAUUUACCGUUCAAGAUGAUAAAAAAGAAUAAAAAUUGCGCGCAUAAUUCUCGCUUUUGUUGAAAAAAAAAAAAAGUUAAAAUUAAAACCAUCAUUUUAUUGAGUUUUAGGAUAAAAAUUAAAAAAUAUUUUAAAGAUAUUGUUUUUGAUGAAAUUUUUUUUUUUUUAACCGAUCAAAGACUUUCAUUUUGCAUAAUAAAUGUAUACAGAUGAAAAAGAA
Leptopilina boulardi is the source of this 5753-nucleotide messenger RNA. RefSeq names its product inositol hexakisphosphate and diphosphoinositol-pentakisphosphate kinase 2. The coding region runs from base 328 to 5565 and encodes 1745 amino acids. The record is from RefSeq and is a predicted model, not a curated record. Gene Ontology annotation, molecular function: inositol hexakisphosphate kinase activity; 5-diphosphoinositol pentakisphosphate 1-kinase activity; diphosphoinositol pentakisphosphate kinase activity. The transcript is spliced from 31 exons. Gene Ontology annotation, biological process: inositol phosphate biosynthetic process; inositol metabolic process. Lineage: Eukaryota; Metazoa; Arthropoda; Insecta; Hymenoptera; Figitidae. Gene Ontology annotation, cellular component: cytosol.